Molecule: messenger RNA, 1296 nt
Organism: Macrobrachium nipponense
Lineage: Eukaryota; Metazoa; Arthropoda; Malacostraca; Decapoda; Palaemonidae
Product: myosin-3-like
Exons: 2
Coding region: 1-1296 (431 amino acids)
Source: RefSeq, a predicted model, not a curated record
AUGGAACAUCUCUGGAAGGAAGCGCAGGAGGAGAUUGUGCGGCUUCAGAACCAACUUGUGGACAAAGACAAGUUGCUGGAAACGAGCGCACAGGAGGGCGCAGGACUGAAGAGAGAAAUCGAGAACGUCUACCUUGAAAAGGAACAUGUUCUGACUGAAAAACGGCGCCUAGAAGGAGAUUUGGAACUGGCUCUAGAUCGAGGAGAGAGGAUAGAGAACAUGAAUAAAGAACUGAAGGAAAAAACAGAGUCUCUAGAGAGCCAGUUAGAGCUUGUUUCAGAGAAAGAAUACUUCGAGCAGCUGAUAGAAGGCUACAAGGAUGCCGUAGCCCAGAAGAAGAAGGAAGUUGACUACAUACAAGAAGUACUCGGACAUAAAGCGAUAGAGGCUGAGAAGGACCGAGAAACACUUGAGGUCAUUAAAUCAGAAAACGCGAGACUCAGGGAGCUGGCAACUGACCUUCAAGACAGAAAUUGUGAAUUUGAGAAGAACCUAGUAGACGAAACCCAGAAAAACUUGAUAUUGACGGACAAAGUUCAGUCGCUAGAAUUGCUUUUGGACCAAAAAGAAUCUCGGCUGGUCUCAGCAACAGAAAUUCUGACUGCAGAAAGAGCAAACACUGAGAUUUUGGCCGCAGAACUCAAAAAGAUGAAGAACUGGGUCUCAGAACUAGGAGUAGAAAAUGCAAAGUAUAAAGAACAGUUAGAGGAAAAAGAAGCUGAAGUGACUAAAGUGAAGAAAGAGUUAGACAAUGGAAAGAUAACCACCCAAACUCUGGCUGGAGAAGCCCAGGUAAUGAAGAACUGGGUUGCAGAGUUAGGAGGAGAGAACACCAAGCUUCAGGAAAAGGUAGACGAAAACCAACUGCAAAAUAAAUUCAUUAAGAAAUCUUUAAGGAGGGAGAAACAGAGGAACAGAACUCUACAGGAUGCUCUCCAUCAUGAGAAGGAGAUGGAAAACUUGUUGAAGGAAGAAAAGAAGAGGGGAAAUGAGAUGGAAACUUCCCUCAGAACAUUAGAAGUAGAAUUCCAUAAUAGGGACCUCCAAAGAGAAAACUUACUAAACACAGAAAGAAAACUGAGAUGUGAAAUAGCAGAGAAACUAGGCGUCGCUCUCAAUCACAGGAAGGAACUGGAAAGCUUGCUGGAAGAGGCAGAAGAGAAGGCGAGAAAACUUGCAAAAGAUUUCGAGGAAGAGGUCCAGAAAAGGGAGGCACAAAAUCUAGAUUUCUUGGGACAAAGAACACAAACUCAAAGGAAAAAUGCUAACGUUGGAAAGCAGAUUGAAAAAUGCUGA